AUGGCAUUCUUCCACCACAAGAUGUACCGAAAAUCAGAACAUACUCGUGAGUCUGAUUUGAAAUACUACCAGCGUAGAUAUUUCAAUGAGUUGAAAGAUGAUUACUAUAAGCUCGAAAUCUCUGACUCGACAUUUAGGUGUCCGUUCUGUUUCAACAAGGAUUAUUAUUCUCUGAGUGAGCUUUUGAGACAUGCUUCAAGGAUUGCUGAUGACUUGCAUGGCGAGACUGUGAAGGAAAUCGCUAAGCACUCUGCCCUUGAAAGGUAUCUUGACUUUAGAAUUUCUGAAGAUAAGUCGCAUGAUAGGAAUGUUGAUACUGAUAAGUCACCUCGAGUGAAUGUUUCUGAUAGUAAGUCACUUAGUGUGAGUAUUGAUAAGGCACAAUCAGUUAAUGCGAAUGCUGUUAAGGAUCGGUCAUGUGAUGUGGGUAUUGCUAAGAAUAAGUCACCCAUUGAUGUUGUGAAUACUGCUGAAGAUGAGUUUGUCUGGCCUUGGAUGGUAGUUUUGGCAAACAAUGUUACAAACUAUGACCCGAAGUCUGGAAAGUAUAUAGGUAAGAGUCAUAAGAAAAUUAAGGAUGAUCUGUACGCUAAAGGGUUUCAGCCGCUGAAAGUUACUGGACUGUGGAAUAAUAAAGGGCAAACACCGUUUGUGAUUGUUGAAUUUGGAAAAGAAUGGGAUGGUUUCAACAAUGCUUUGAAGCUAGAAAGCAGCUUUGAAGUAGAACAUUGUGGUAAGAGAGAUUACUUGGGUUUAAGGGAGCGAGGAGAUAAACUCUUUGGGUGGAUGGCACGUAGAAGUGAUUAUAAUUACAGGGAUAUUGUGGGAAAACACCUCCGGGAAAAUGGGGAUUUGAAAACUGUUUCUGGAAAAGAAGCUGAGGAUAAUAGGAAAGCCUUGCAGCUUGUAUCUGGUUUGGCUAACACUUUAAAGCAGAAGAACAAAGAAUUGGAACAAACAGCAAGCAAGUAUGAUGAGGCUAAUGUGUUCCUAAGAAAAGUGAUGGAUCAAAAAGAGGAGAUGCUUGAACAUUUUAACAAAGAAAUAAGCAACAUGCGGAACACUGAACGCAGUUAUCUGGAAAAUGUGUCCAAGGAUCAUGAAAAAGCCAUGCUGGAACUGGAGGCCCGGAGGAACGAACUCAUGUCCCGUGAAAAGAACCUGCAAAAGCGUCAAGCAGAUAAUCAUAAUGAGAGAGAUAGACUAUAUCUUGAGAAGAAAAAUAAUGAGAUGGCCAUAGCAGAGCAACAAAAGGCUGAUAACAAAAUGAUGCGUUUGGCUGAAGAACAUCAGAAAGAGAAAGAGAAACUUCACAAGAAAAUUCAUGACCUAGAGAGAGGACUUGACGCUAAACAAGCAUUGGAAUUGGAAAUUGAACGGCUGAGAGGAUCUUUCCAUGUAAUGAAUCACAUUGCAGAGACUGAUAUGGAAGAGAAGAAAAAAUUGGAUGCGAUCAAAAUGGAUCUGCAUGAAAAGGAAGAAGAAUUAGAAGGGGUGGAAGAUCUUCAACAAGCAUUGGUUGUUCUAGAGCGCAAAACUAAUGACGAGUUGCAAGAUGCCCGCAAAAAAUUAAUAAGUUGGAUUGGCUGCCCAAAGAACACUUCUCGGGUCAUAAUUUCUGUGAAAAGGAUGGGAGAUCUUGAUACUAAGCCGUUUGUGGAGGCAUCCAAGAGAAAGUUUCCUGCUGAAGGGAAUGGGAAAGCAGCUCAGAGAAAAAUUGCCGAAGAAAGGCAAAUGAAAGCAACUGAGUGGUUGUCUGAGUGUGAUAACUAUCUUAGAGAUCCAAACUGGCAUCCGUACAAAGUUGUAACUGAUAAAGAAGGGAAUCCCAAGGAAAUUUUAGAUGAAAAUGAUGAAAAACUGAAAAGUUGGAGGGAUGAACUCGGAGACAAGGUGCAUGAUGCAGUAGCUACAGCUCUGAAGGAAUUAAAUGAAUACAAUCCUAGUGGCAGAUAUCCAGUACCUGAACUCUGGAAUUUUAGGGAAGGAAGGAAGGCUUCGUUGAAAGAGGGUGUUGCCCAUUUGAUGAGGCAAUGGAAGUUGGCGAAACAAAAGAAAGCUUGA
Lathyrus sativus (Indian pea) is the source of this 2064-nucleotide messenger RNA. The record is from the annotation of a GenBank genome assembly. Lineage: Eukaryota; Viridiplantae; Streptophyta; Magnoliopsida; Fabales; Fabaceae.